AUGGCAAUUUUCAGGGGAGCAACGCUGACCAUUCCUAUGAUAAUUAUGGUCAUGGAUGCCAGGAAGGUGACAGUCCUGCUGACCACGGGUAUUUCGACGUUGGCGAUUGGACUUAUCCUAUCAUUUUGGAUGGAGGAUGCCUCAUGUAAAGAUAUCUUUGCGGCCACGGCGGCGUACGCUGCGGCUCUGGUAGUGUUUGUCGGAACGUGGAGUCGAAAGGAGGGGGCCAUGAAUUGA
Messenger RNA from Amorphotheca resinae ATCC 22711, 237 nucleotides. RefSeq lists its product as hypothetical. Lineage: Eukaryota; Fungi; Ascomycota; Leotiomycetes; Helotiales; Amorphothecaceae. Bases 1 to 237 code for a protein of 78 amino acids. The transcript has a single exon. The record is from RefSeq and is a predicted model, not a curated record.